UUAUUCUAAAAUGUAGGUGGUGUAUUUAUAAUUGAACAUGAAAAAAAAAGAAGAAGAACACAGCACUCCACAUUCCUUCGCUUCCCAGCAACGGCACAAACCUUAUUAACACUAACACCAAACAAUGUUUUCUUGGCUCAGCCCAGUUGCCUUAUACGGCGGUUUCCUCCGUUGGUGCCUGAGCGGCGCCGGCCUAAUUUCUAAAUCCAUAGAAAUCGACGACGAAACGACGAUCCACUUUUGGGGUCCAAAAUUAUCAAACAGUAAACCAUCACUUAUCUUAAUUCACGGCUUUGGUCCUCACGGCGUUUGGCAAUGGCGUCCACAGAUAACAUCCUUCUCUAACGAUUUCAACUUAUAUAUUCCUAGCCUUGUCUUCUUCGGCCGUUCUACAACCAAAUCUCCUCACAGGUCCGAGGUUUUUCAAGCAACCUGCGUCGUCAAGCUUAUAGAGAAACUUGGUAUUGAAAAGUGUUCAGUUAUUGGGACUAGUUAUGGUGGAUUUGUUGCGUAUCACAUGGCAAAAAUGUUGCCAGGAAAGGUAGAAAAGGUGAUUAUAGCAAGUUCAGGGGUUAAUAUUAAGAAAAUAGAUAACGACGGGCUACUGAAAAGGGCUAAAGUUGAGAAGAUUGAGGAUUUGCUGUUGCCGGCGACGGCGAGUCAGCUCCGGACGUUGAUUACUUUGUCUACUUACCGGCGUCCGCCAUAUCUGCCGGAUUUCUUGUUCAAUGAUUUCAUCAACAAAUUGUAUCUUGAAAACAGGAAGGAGAAGUUGGAACUGUUAAAAGGGUUAAGCAUUGGAGGAGAUGACACAGUAGAUCAUAUAACUCCACUUCAACAGGAUGUAUUAAUUGUGUGGGGAGAGCAUGAUCAAAUAUUUCUGCUUGACAAGGCAACUGAACUCAAAGAGCUUCUUGGACAGAAGGCUAGAUUGAAAAUCAUUAAAAAUGCUUCUCAUGUACCCCAACUCGAGCAUGGGGCCAAGUUCAACAAAAUAGUUAUCGACUUCUUGUGUGGUUCAGAUGAUUAAUUAAUUAGACUUCUUAUUUCUAAUUCUUGUAUUUCUUGUCUACAAGCUCAGGUACUAAUUUGAAAAGAUUUAUUACUUUUUUAAAUUUUAUUUUGCACUAUAUUGAGGAAAUAUAUAUUGCGCUUUGAAAGAUUCUGUAAAUAAGAUAAUUCACCGUCAUUUUGUACUUAGUUUGUUAUUUCUAUAA
Molecule: messenger RNA, 1217 nt
Organism: Solanum dulcamara
Lineage: Eukaryota; Viridiplantae; Streptophyta; Magnoliopsida; Solanales; Solanaceae
Exons: 4
Coding region: 125-1030 (301 amino acids)
Source: RefSeq, a predicted model, not a curated record